CUAAACGCCGACGUGUCCCUCUCUCUCCCAUCUGUUCACUCGAAACGAUCUCCUCAGUCAAACUGUAACCACCACCGUCGCCGCUCGAGGAAUCCGGCGAUCCUCCUCAGUCAACCGUAACGCGAAAUCAAUUCACCUCCGAUCGCUUUCUCCUCCCCUGCAAUUGAUGAUCGGUCGACGAGAGUGAUGUUCCCGGCGCUUCUCGAAUUCGACUGAGGGGAAACGCUGGUAAAGAAAAGAACCCAGAGAUGAGGGCGUUGAGGUCUAAGUUUUGGAGAGCUUGUGAGGAGAAAGGGAAUGCUGGUGGGAAAUCGGACGGAACGGGAGGAAAUGAAGGCGAGACCUCCGAUCAAUUCCAUCACGAAAUUGUGCAGCUGACGAAGCUUAGGUCAGGGCCGCACGAGCUCUUCAGUCGGGAAACCCCGAAGGUCGGCGGGAGGCCCAGGGCAUCAUCCGUUUCCACCUUUAAGAUGUUGGCUGGGAGGGAGGCCAAUUGCAACGGAAGAGGGAGAUUCUCGGCGGCCGAUGGUUGCCAUGUACUGAGCCGGUAUUUGCCUGUGAGUACUCCCGUUGAGGUCGACAACACGAGGAGUCGGGCUUAUGUGUCUCAGUUCUCGGCCGAUGGGUCGCUUUUCGUUGCAGCGUUUCAGGGGAGUCACAUUAGGAUAUAUAAUGUGGAAAAGGGAUGGCAAGUUCAUAAGAAUAUCUUGGCCAAGAGCUUGCGGUGGACGAUUACUGAUACUUGUCUUUCCCCUGAUCAGCGGUAUCUUGUGUAUGCGAGUCUGUCACCUGUUGUACAUAUUGUUGAUGUUGGUUCUUCCACAACCGAAUCGCUUGCAAAUGUAACGGAAAUCCAUGAUGGUUUGGAUUUUUCAAGCUAUGAGGAUACUGAUGAAUUCGGGAUCUUCUCCAUAAAAUUUUCAACUGAUGGGAAGGAGCUCGUUGCUGCAACUAGUGAUGCUUCUAUAUAUGUUUAUGAUCUUCAAGCCAACACUCGAACCCUCCACAUCCCUGCCCACCAGGCUGAUGUAAAUACAGUAUGCUUUGCUGAUGAAUCCGGCCAUGUUAUUUACUCUGGAAGUGAUGACCACUUAUGCAAGGUUUGGGACAGACGAUGCUUUAACGACAGAGGGCAGGCAGCUGCAGGGGUAUUGGUGGGUCAUCUGGAAGGUGUCACAUUCAUAGAUAGCCGUGGAGAUGGACGUUAUUUGAUAUCGAACGGGAAGGAUCAGACCACAAAGCUCUGGGAUAUACGGAAGAUGACUUCAAAUGCCACAACCUAUCCAAGAAUAAGAGAUCCAGACUGGGAUUACAGAUGGAUGGAAUACCCACCUCAUGCCAAAACGAUGAAGCAUCCUCGUGAUCUGUCCUUGACUACUUACAGCGGUCAUUCGGUCCUUCGCACCCUUAUUCGCUGUUACUUCUCGCCUGAGUACAGCACCGGCAGGAAGUACAUCUUCACAGGGUCGAGCGACUGUUGCGUUUAUAUUUAUGACUUGGUGAGUGGAGCUCAAGUGGGUUGCUUGGAUUAUCAUGAAGGACCUGUGAGGGAUGUUAGUUGGCAUCCCAUCUACCCGAUGCUCGUCAGCUCUUCGUGGGAUGGCCGCAUCAUGAAAUGGGAGUUUCCUGGUCCCGAUGAGGAUUCGAUUCCACCUGCUGUCAAACGGAAGAAGAGAGCUACUCGUCAUCAUUUUCUAUACUGAGCGAGGAGAAGGAAGAGAGCCCUGUUCUUGUGAGGGAGCUCAUGUGGCUGUUGCAUACCUAAAGAAGGAUCAAUCUCCUCGUCGUCCUGUGUAUGUAUGUAUACAGAAGAAGAAGAAGAAGAAGAAGAAGAAGAAGAAUAAAAAGGUUUGAGUGGAACUGUUGUGAAAGUAGCUGCUCUGAAUUCCUUAAAAGUUGUAAGUGAAGUUUCUUAUUCUCUCUAUCAGCAAACAUUGUUUAGUACUUUUCUGGUACUUCUGGGUUUCUUGCAUUUUGUAGAAUCACAAUUUAUAAUGGGAAUAGCUUGUGAUGUAUAUUGUUAUAUACAUAGUAAUGAAUUACUCGUCUAUUAUUGGAGUAUACCAUAUUUCAAGUGAUUGAUUGUUGGAGGUACUUUGUUGUACUUUGGUGAAUUAUAAUCAUCAAUUACUAUUUUUUCUUAAAAAAAAAACUUUCUUUGAAUUUAAGUUUACAGUACUAUUUGUAAGGACAUAAUGCUUACAAUGCAUACAAUCGUCCGAUUGCAUGCUAGGUGCUUUGCGAUCGUUGGAUGAAUGCAACAGACAAAGUGGAUACAUCCAACGAAUACGAAUGGUAAGCACGCCGGUAGGGAUGGCAAAAAUAUCCGUAACCGUGGAUAUUCGCUCGAAUCCGGCCUAAUCGGGUAGGGUAAAACAAGAACCCGAAGGACAUUUAGUGGGUACGGGUAAAACCCGAACCCGAUUAUUGCGGGUAAUGGGUGGGCAUGAGUUUCUAACUAUCCAACCCGAAUCCGUCCGAUUAUACGCAUGCAUAUGUAUUUUGUCUAGAAAUAAUUAUUAUUUUUCUCU
Linum trigynum is the source of this 2531-nucleotide messenger RNA. Lineage: Eukaryota; Viridiplantae; Streptophyta; Magnoliopsida; Malpighiales; Linaceae. The record is from the annotation of a GenBank genome assembly.